AUGGCAGUGAGCGAUGCCGCGACGGAAAUUGAGAAAAUGAAGAUUUUGGAACAACGUAUAAAGGCCCCAUCGAUUUGGGGUCGUGUUCCAUGGGGCUUACGAUUCGAGGACCUCCAAGACACGCGUUAUGAAGACGCAGUUAAGUUGCUGAAGAAACAUUAUUUGAAUGAAGAGAUAACCUACAGGUCAGUUAAAAUUUUACAAGAUAAAGAAGGUACCGAUGAAUUUGUUCACAACGUUCGUAUCUGGAUGAAGGAUAAAAUGUCUAUUGCAGCGGUCAAAGAAGGGACAGACAAAUUAGUUGGCGUCCUUAUUAUGAGAAUACAGGAAAAGAGUAAGUCAAGGCGCAUUCUCUCGCACAUUCAGCCGAGUAAAAAUCACACACAACCCGCUUUACUCAAAGGUCUCUCCAGGGACAUGUUGAAAGCUGCUGUAGCUCUAGCGUAUAGUGCUAAUGUACCAGCAAUUGCUGGUAUCUUUACCACCUCGCGUGGACAAGCUGUCGCUGAAGAAAUAGGCUUUGUCAAGUUUAAUGAGAUUUAUUACGUUCGAUACUUAAUCGAUGAUCAGAUCGCAUUCUUCGACACGGGGCUUGGGAACUACGGGGCAGCAAUUAUGGCGUAUCGUAUACCCGACGUUUAUGAACCUCCAGAAGUACAAUCGCAACGCUCUUCAAGGUUCAAUUUGCAACCGAUGCAAAAUGAAGACGAUGAC
Molecule: messenger RNA, 714 nt
Organism: Iphiclides podalirius (scarce swallowtail)
Lineage: Eukaryota; Metazoa; Arthropoda; Insecta; Lepidoptera; Papilionidae
Source: the annotation of a GenBank genome assembly